AUGGAUGCCAUCAAAAAGAAGAUGCAGAUGUUGAAGCUCGACAAGGAGAAUGCCUUGGACAGAGCUGAGCAGUCCGAGGCAGAUAAGAAGGGAGCGGAGGACAGAAGCAAGCAGCUAGAGGAUGAUCUGGUAGCCCUGCAGAAGAAGCUGAAGGCAACUGAGGAUGAGUUGGACAAAUACUCCGAGGCCCUGAAGGAUGCUCAGGAGAAACUGGAACUGGCUGAGAAGAAGGCCGCUGAUGCUGAGGGCGAUGUAGCUUCCCUGAACAGACGUAUCCAGCUGGUUGAGGAGGAGUUGGACCGUGCUCAGGAGCGUCUGGCCACUGCUCUGCAGAAGCUGGAGGAGGCUGAGAAGGCUGCUGAUGAGAGUGAGAGAGGCAUGAAGGUCAUUGAGAACAGGGCUUUGAAAGAUGAGGAGAAGAUGGAACUGCAGGAGAUCCAGUUGAAAGAGGCCAAGCACAUUGCUGAGGAGGCUGACCGCAAGUAUGAGGAGGUGGCCCGUAAGCUGGUGAUUGUUGAAGGUGAGCUGGAGCGCACAGAGGAGCGUGCUGAGUUGUCUGAGGGUAAGUGUUCUGAGCUGGAGGAGGAGUUGAAAACUGUGACCAACAACCUGAAGUCUCUGGAGGCUCAGGCUGAGAAGUACUCUCAGAAAGAGGACAAGUAUGAGGAGGAGAUCAAGGUCCUCACUGACAAGCUGAAGGAGGCUGAGACCCGUGCUGAGUUUGCUGAGAGAUCAGUUGCCAAGCUUGAGAAGACCAUUGAUGAUCUUGAGGAUGAGUUGUAUGCCCAGAAACUCAAGUACAAAGCCAUCAGUGAGGAGUUGGACCACGCUCUCAAUGACAUGACCUCCAUGUAA
Molecule: messenger RNA, 855 nt
Organism: Chanos chanos (milkfish)
Lineage: Eukaryota; Metazoa; Chordata; Actinopteri; Gonorynchiformes; Chanidae
Gene: tpma
Product: alpha-tropomyosin
Exons: 9
Coding region: 1-855 (284 amino acids)
Source: RefSeq, a predicted model, not a curated record